AUGGCAAAAUCAAGUAAUCCCAAUGUAUUUAAACCUUAUGCAAAGCAAUUUCAGGAGGACUUCUCAUUGUUUUUAAGAAUGCGAUCAGAAGAAAUAGAACCUCGAGGGCAUAUGGUCCUUACCUUAAUGGGUAGGAGAAACCCAACCCCUCCACCGAUGGCUGAUUUGGAUUCAUUCAACCUUCCCCGGUAUACACACUAUAAGGAAGAAAUAAGAGAGAUUAUUCAAGAGGAGGGGUUAUUUGCAAGGUUAGCACUACAUCGGGCAGAGAAUCUUGAUUCCAAUGAUGAUAAGUUGGCUCUGUUGAACGUAUUAAGAGCUAAUAUGUGUUUGGAGCUCUCUUGGAUUAAUAAUUACCAAAGUUCUGAAAUAUAA
This is a messenger RNA of Durio zibethinus, 375 nucleotides long. NCBI's taxonomy places the organism in Eukaryota, Viridiplantae, Streptophyta, Magnoliopsida, Malvales, Malvaceae. The record is from RefSeq and is a predicted model, not a curated record.